GAAGAAGAGCAGCUAAUAAAAAUACGAAUACAUCAACAACAACAGUCGGAAAUCCAUUGUUCGCCACAAAAUGAGGCUUCAUUUGCAAGUCCUGGUGGCUCUGAUAACCUGCUCGGCCAUUCCCGGCACACUGGCCUACAAGCCGGUGGUCAUCCUACACGGAAUUCUCUCCGGAGCGGAAUCGAUGGCUUCUCUGGUCCGGGAAAUCGAAGAGUUCCAUCCUGGCACCAUCGUCUACAACUGCGACAAGUUCAGUGGAUGGUACAGCUUGGAGAACGCCUGGCGGCAGGUCGAUCAGGUCAGGGAUUACCUCAACGAGGUGGGCAAACUGCAUCCGGAGGGCAUCAUAGUGCUGGGAUACUCGCAAGGAGGCCUUUUGGCCCGGGCGGCCAUCCAAAGUCUGCCCGAGCACAAUGUGAAGACCUUUAUAUCGCUUUCCUCACCACAGGCGGGACAGUACGGCACCAGCUUCCUGCAUCUGAUAUUUCCCGAUUUGGCGGCCAAGACGGCCUUCGAGUUGUUCUACUCGCGCGUGGGACAACACACCUCGGUUGGUGGCUACUGGAACGAUCCGCAGAGGCAGGAUCUCUACAUGAAGUACAGCGAAUUCCUGCCAUUGAUCAAUAACGAGAAGAAGUCCUCCAACUCCACAUCCUUCAAGAUGGGAAUGGUGCGGCUGGACAAGUUGGUGAUGAUCGGCGGACCCAACGACGAUGUGAUUACUCCGUGGGAAUCGAGCCACUUUAGUUACUUCGAUGAGAAUAUGGAUGUGAUUCCUUUCAUCAAGCGAUCGAUUUUCACCAGCGACUCCAUUGGCAUCAGGACGCUUCAGGAGGCUGGCAAGCUCAUCAUUGUGGUCAAACCCCAUGUCCACCAUCUAGCCUGGCACACGCGAAGGGAUGUCAUCCACGAAGUGAUAAUGCCCUAUCUGGACUGAACAAAAAACCAAAGCUACUGAACUAAACUAAGCGAUCAAACGGCUGUGAUCGGAUAGACGGACAAGGGCUCACUCUCAUCAAUAAGCAUUAAUGUGAAGUUGCUACAAAAAUGAUCUUUUAUUGGUAAUUACUUAGCUCUAUAUUUUCAAAACCGCCUGCGUAUUGCAGGAGAGAUUUUUACAAACUUAUAAACUACUUAUUAAUAAGUAAAUAAAUUGACAGUGAUAUGACAGGAAAUUUUUUUUUUCCCUGUUUAUCGCUGAAACGUUAUACAAA
Molecule: messenger RNA, 1214 nt
Organism: Drosophila santomea
Lineage: Eukaryota; Metazoa; Arthropoda; Insecta; Diptera; Drosophilidae
Gene: Ppt2
Product: lysosomal thioesterase PPT2 homolog
Exons: 5
Coding region: 71-937 (288 amino acids)
Cellular component (GO): lysosome
Molecular function (GO): thiolester hydrolase activity
Source: RefSeq, a predicted model, not a curated record